Geodia barretti is the source of this 1182-nucleotide messenger RNA. The record is from the annotation of a GenBank genome assembly. NCBI's taxonomy places the organism in Eukaryota, Metazoa, Porifera, Demospongiae, Tetractinellida, Geodiidae.
AUGUAUGGACUGGUGGGCGCGACUGCCGUGCUGACCUUGCUUUCUUACCCUUACAUAUUCCUCACUGUACGAGGCUCCAUCGUUAAUCUCGACCCUGCGACUGAAGAGGCAUCUCGCGGUCUUGGGUACGGUUCUUGGAGAACAUUCUUCCGUGUAACGCUGCCGCAACUUAAGCCUUCCAUUGCUGCGGGGUCACUUCUGGUGGCGCUCUACACACUCAGCGAGUUCGGCGCGGUCGCUCUGCUGCGAUAUAACACUUUCACAUUCGCCAUUUACCAGCAAUAUGAAGGAUCUAUCGACCGCUCAGUUGCGGCUGUGUUGUCGUUCGUGUUAGUGCUGAUGGCAGUCGUCAUAUUGCUCCUUGAGAACUACACUCGGGGGCGAGGACGGUACUUUCGCUCCGGAGCGGGUUCGGCGCGCAAGCCCGCGAUAGUGAAGCUGGGGCGAUGGAAGUGGGCAGUCAUGACCGCAAUGGGGAUCGUACUGAUGCUCGCGCUGGUUCUUCCGAUUAGCGUCCUUGUAUUCUGGCUGCUGCGAGGGAUUGGUGCAGGUGAGCCGCUGCUCCUGCUUUGGAGCGCAACGCGGAAUUCACUGCUUGUGUCGGGUGCCGCUGCCCUGGUUACCGCUGGGAUGGCGAUUGCAAUGGCGGUUCUUCUGGUGCGCUAUCCGACGAAGCUGAACCGCAUACUUGAGCCAAUCAGUUUCACCGGCUACGCGCUACCGGGCGUUGUUGUCGCGCUGGCGCUGGUAUUCUUCGGAGCGCAGUACGCGCGCCCGAUAUAUCAGACGCAUUGGCUGUUGAUAUUCGCCUAUGCUGUGCUGUUCUUCCCGGUCGCUCUCGGCUCAGUACGUUCUGCGCUGAUGCAAAUCAGCCCACGUCUGGAAGAUGCGGCGCGCUGCCUUGGGCACAAUCCGCUGCGGGUGGUGAUGCGCGUUACUCUGCCACUUAUGCGCUCCGGUGUAAUGAUGGGUGCUGCCUUGGUCUUUCUGCUGACGAUGAAAGAGCUGCCCGCCACCCUGAUACUGGGACCUCUGGGAUUCAAAACGCUCGCCACAUCCGUAUGGGCGGCGUCCUCUGAAGCGUUCUUCGCUCAAGCGGCGGCGCCCGCUCUGAUGAUUAUCUUGAUGUCCUCCGUGCCGAUGACGCUGCUCGUACUGCGCGAAAAGAGCAAUCUGGCAUGA